Molecule: messenger RNA, 1108 nt
Organism: Colletes gigas
Lineage: Eukaryota; Metazoa; Arthropoda; Insecta; Hymenoptera; Colletidae
Product: protein ALP1-like
Exons: 2
Coding region: 44-1108 (354 amino acids)
Source: RefSeq, a predicted model, not a curated record
UCUGGAAUACAGGUGUAACGGUGGCUUUAAAAAUUUUUUCCGCAUGUCCUCUACUGAAUUUGAACAAUUGCUAAAUUUAAUCGGGCCAAAAAUUGCUGCGAAGGACACAAAUUUUAGGGAAGCAAUCCCUGCAAAAGUGCGUCUUGGUGUGACAUUACGAUUUUUGGCAACAGGGGAUUCAUAUCACUCCCUUAUGUACUUAUUUAACAUUUCAAAACAAACAAUUUCAAAAAUCAUUCCAAAAGUAUGUGAAGCUCUCAUUGAUGUACUUCAAGAUUAUAUAAAAAUGCCUCAGAAUGAGCAAGAGUGGAAUCUUGUAGCAAAAGAUUUCAACACCAAAUGGAAUUUCCCUAAUUGUGUAGGAGCAAUGGACGGAAAACAUAUAUCCAUACAGACACCACUAAAUAGCGGCACAGAAUUUUUUAACUACAAAGGAUUCUUUAGUAUAGUGCUUUUCGCAGUGGUUGACGCCAAUUACAAUUUUAUUUAUUGCGAUGUGGGAUGUCAGGGACGAAUUUCUGACGGCGGAGUAUUAAAAAAUACAUCAUUUAAUUCAUUACUGACCGAUUUAAAAAUGAAACUGCCUGCCGACUGUGUUCUCCCAGGAAGAACACGAAAAACACCGUUUGUAUUCGUAGGAGAUGAUGCUUUUCCGCUGAACCAAAGUAUAAUGAAACCAUAUCCAGGAGUUCAAGCAAAAUAUUCAAAAACCCGGAUUUUUAAUUAUCGUUUGAGUAGGGCACGGAGAAUUUCGGAAAACGUUUUCGGCAUACUGUCAUCCGUAUUCAGAGUUUUUCGAAAGCCGAUAAUGUUGCAACCAAAUACAGCAACUAAAGUUACAUUAGCAUCAGUUUAUUUACAUAAUUUUCUUAGAAAAAGUGGAUCAAAAAAUAUUUAUAAUCCUCCAGGAACAUUUGACAGCGAAUGUUCCGAGACUGGAAAUGUCAUUGCCGCUGCUUGGAGGGCAGAAUCACAAGGAUCAACAUUGACAAAUUUCACACAAAUAGGACGCAAAAGUUCAGCGGAAGCGCAGGAAGUGAGAGAGGAGUUUAAAGAAUACUUCUCAUCGGCAGAAGGAGCUGUACCGUGGCAGUACGAAAAGUCAUAA